Molecule: messenger RNA, 515 nt
Organism: Dibothriocephalus latus
Lineage: Eukaryota; Metazoa; Platyhelminthes; Cestoda; Diphyllobothriidea; Diphyllobothriidae
Source: the annotation of a GenBank genome assembly
GUGACAAGGCGCUGGCCGACACGUAUGGGCUUGCGGACAUUCCGGGCGCAGAAAAACUCUCGAAAGUGCAAGUCUACUUCAAGGACCUGGGCCCGCAAGUGGGUUGGUCGACUGUCUUCUACACCGAGUAUGCGGUGCCGCCGAUUGCCUAUGGCCUGAUGUGGCUUCUGCGUCAGGAGUGCAUGGUGCCAUACCUGCGCACUAUCUCGCCCGCGAUUUCCACUGUCUACUUUCCACCCAUUACAACCCACCUGGGUCUACGUGCGUUGGCUGCCGCCUGCUUUGUUGGUCACUUUGUGAAACGUGAACUGGAGACCGCCUUUGUGCAUCGCUUCUCGCAUGGCACCAUGCCGCUGAUGAAUAUCUUCAAAAACAGCGCCUACUACUGGCUGUUUGCGAUAGCUAUCGCCUAUUUUACCAAUCACCAUCUCUACACAUUCCCAAGUAAGUUUUGUGGACGCCCUUAUCGAUGGCGACUUUUUCUUUUUUUUCAAAACGUGUCAGUAUCUUUUUGA